Molecule: messenger RNA, 2004 nt
Organism: Haliotis rufescens (red abalone)
Lineage: Eukaryota; Metazoa; Mollusca; Gastropoda; Lepetellida; Haliotidae
Exons: 1
Coding region: 1-2004 (667 amino acids)
Biological process (GO): DNA integration
Molecular function (GO): nucleic acid binding
Source: RefSeq, a predicted model, not a curated record
AUGCCGGGGUCUGAAACUGCAUUGGAGGAGCUCAUGUGCCGCGUACUAGGGGAUCUUUUAGAGGAAGGGGUGAUUGCUAAGCUUGCUGACGACCUUUAUUGUGGUGCUGAUAGCCCGGAUGAGUUACUUCGUCAUUGGAGACGCGUGCUUGAAGCGCUCAAACACAACAAUCUCAGAUUAUCUCCUAACAAGACAGUCAUUGCUCCCAGGACAACAACCAUCCUAGGAUGGCAAUGGCACCAAGGAUCCAUUCAGGCAAGUCAACACCGCAUAUCAACUCUGGCUUCUUGUUCACCUCCGGAAACAGUGACUGGCUUACGGUCAUUUAUAGGAGCUUACAAGGUCUUGUCCCGUGUAAUACCUGGUUGUUCCACACUCCUUGCCCCACUUGAUGCUGAAGUGGGCGGUCGCCAGUCUAGUGAAAAGCUUCUGUGGUCUGAUUCUUUGCUCGAUGCCUUCAAAACAGCACAGACUGGUCUCGCAUCCAACAAAUCCAUAGUUCUGCCCCACCCCGAUGACCAACUCUGGAUUGUAACUGAUGGUGCUGUUAGGAAGCCAGGAAUUGGAGCAACACUUUAUGUAACACGUAGUGACUCGCCACGACUAGCAGGAUUCUUCAGUGCCAAGCUUCGGCGACAACAGGUCGCAUGGUUACCAUGUGAAGUGGAAGCCCUUUCAAUUGCUAUCGCUACAAAGCAUUUCAGUCCUUUCAUUAUCCAGUCAAAACACAAAGCAUGUGUCCUUACCGACAGUAGACCAUGUGUUUUGGCAUUUGAGAAGUUAUGCCGUGGGGAGUUCUCUGCUAGUCCUCGGGUGUCUACCUUCUUAUCGACAGUUAGCCGCUACCAAGCAACGAUACAACACCUCGCUGGUUCUGCAAAUGUGCCAUCCGAUUUUGCAAGCAGAAAUGCACCAGAAUGUGACAAUCCCUCUUGCCAAAUCUGCUCCUUCAUUGAGCGCACAGAAAGCUCUGUUGUUCGACAACUGUCUAUAGAGGACAUCAUGAAUGGAACAACCCGCCUUCCUUUCACAAGCAGGUCUGCUUGGCGUUCCUUGCAAGAGGAGUGCCAGGAUCUUCGACGAACACAUGCUCAUCUUCUCCAAGGUACCCGACCAUCCAAGAAGAUAACAAACAUCAGGGAUGUCAAACGAUACCUAAAUACAGCAACCAUCUCCAAGGAUGGAUUGCUUGUUGUCCGAAAAUCUGAGCCACUCGGUUCACCAAGAGAGUGCAUUGUUGUUCCAAGACAAGUAUUAGACGGAGUCCUGACUGCCAUACACAUACAACUGGAUCAUCCAUCUGCACACCAACUCAAGCAAGUAUGCCAUAGAUACUUCUUUGCUUUGGACCUUGACAGAUCCAUAAACACUGUCUCAAAAUCUUGUCACCGGUGCGCCUCCUUGCGUAAGACACCUCAUGUUGUUGUGGACCAAAGCACCAGUGAUCCACCUGAAACUGUUGGGUUUGCAUUUGCGUCAGAUGUUAUGCGCAGGGAACGACAACUAAUCCUCGUUCUACGUGAAUGUGUCACAUCCUACACUGCGGCGUGCAUCAUUACCGAUGAGCGUAGCUCCACCCUGUGUGAGGCAUUGAUUCGUCUUUGCAUUGAAUUCCGUCCAUUUGAUGGCCCUCACGCUGUUAUCCGCACUGACCCAUCCCCAGGCUUUAGCAGUCUAGUCACGGAUGAACGUCUCAAGCAACAUAGAAUUACCCUAGAAAUAGGCAGAGUGAAGAAUGUGAACAAGAACCCAGUUGCUGAAAAGGCCAUACAAGAGUUAGAGGAUGAGCUUGUGCGCCAAGACCCUGUACGGGGCCCCACUACACCAACAGCUCUUGCCAUCGCUGUCGCCCGCCUAAACACACGCAUUCGUUCACGAGGCCUGUCUCCUCGAGAGAUGUGGACCCAGAGAGACCAAUUCACAAUCUGUCAGUUGCCUCUGUCCGACAAGCAGUUGAUAACAGAGCAACAUGUUAAUCGCCAAAAAAAACCACAGUCACAGUGA